Molecule: messenger RNA, 567 nt
Organism: Chionomys nivalis (European snow vole)
Lineage: Eukaryota; Metazoa; Chordata; Mammalia; Rodentia; Cricetidae
Product: protein TCL1B2-like
Exons: 6
Coding region: 1-567 (188 amino acids)
Biological process (GO): positive regulation of peptidyl-serine phosphorylation
Molecular function (GO): protein serine/threonine kinase activator activity
Source: RefSeq, a predicted model, not a curated record
AUGGGGAAGUGUGGCUGCAAGAUCAAGAGGCUGAGAACUCACCUCUUCAACAGCAAGCAAGAACUAAAGACAGAACCGGAAAUCUGCUUCCUCAGCCCCAAAGUCCAACCAGGCUUUGCUGCUUUAGGCUCUCUACCUCAUGUCUGCCUUACGUUCUGGCGUUGUAAGCUGGAGUGGCUGAGCGAGUUUCUGAACCGUGAAAGACCUGGUUUCUAUGUGGAUGAGAACCGGAGAGUCUGGAUGGUCUCAAGCCUGUUCUUCACUCCUGGUCUGUUUCCAUUACAACCAACUUUACUCAGGCUUGGCACCUCUACGAUCAUCGUCUUAUGGCAGAUAAACUCCAUCAUGGGUUUCCCCCCGAUCCCCUUGAAUUUGACCGGUCUUCCUAUGAUGUGGCGGAAAGAAUCUUUGAUGUUUUACCGGGGGUCAGAUAACAAUGUCUGGAAAUUAGAGCAGCACUUCCAGAUUGACUCCCUAGAGCAACUGGUCCUAAAGCUGGACGGCUAUGUCGGUGCCGGGUCUGAGGCUCCCCAGCUGACCUAUCCCUCCAGCCCUGAUGAGAGCUGA